AUGUUCAUCGCGCGAUCGGAAUAUGACCGUGGAAUCAACACCUUCUCCCCCGAAGGUCGUUUGUUCCAGGUCGAAUACUCUCUUGAAGCUAUCAAACUAGGUUCGACAGCGAUCGGUGUAGCAACAUCGGAAGGUGUCAUCCUGGGUGUUGAGAAGCGUGUCACUUCCACUCUCCUUGAAGCUUCCUCCGUGGAAAAGAUCGUCGAGAUCGAUCAGCACAUUGGCUGUGCCAUGUCCGGUCUGCAGGCAGAUGCCCGAAACCUCGUUGAGCAUGCCCGCGUCGAGUGCCAGAACCAUGCCUUCCACUAUGCCGAACCCCUGCGAGUCGAGAGUACCACUCAGGCCAUCUGUGAUUUGGCUCUGCGCUUCGGAGAGACUGGCGAUGAUGAGGAGACUGUCAUGAGUAGACCUUUUGGUGUUGCCUUGUUGAUUGCGGGGUUUGAUGAGGACGGGCCUCAGCUGUAUCACGCCGAACCCUCGGGUACCUUCUACAGAUACGACGCCAAGGCCAUCGGAUCCGGAAGUGAGGGUGCGCAGGCGGAACUGCAGAAUGAAUACCACCGCUCCUUGACGCUGGGGGAGGCUGAGACGCUAGUUUUGAAGACUCUUAAGCAGGUUAUGGAAGAGAAGCUGGACGCCAAGAACGUCCAGCUGGCCAGCGUGACCAAGGACAAGGGCUUCCGUAUCUACGGUGACGAGGAGAUGGGAAGAGCUGUCGCACAGCUUGGCGGCAAUCAAUAA
Messenger RNA from Aspergillus wentii DTO 134E9, 741 nucleotides. RefSeq names its product proteasome core particle subunit alpha 5 (gene pup2). The transcript is spliced from 5 exons. Lineage: Eukaryota; Fungi; Ascomycota; Eurotiomycetes; Eurotiales; Aspergillaceae. Gene Ontology annotation, cellular component: proteasome core complex, alpha-subunit complex; proteasome core complex; nucleus. Gene Ontology annotation, biological process: proteasome-mediated ubiquitin-dependent protein catabolic process. The coding region runs from base 1 to 741 and encodes 246 amino acids. The record is from RefSeq and is a predicted model, not a curated record.